AUGGCUGAGACGGCUCACAGCUCCUACCCGCGCUCCCCGAAUCUCUCGACGCGAUCGUACGAUUCCUCGUCUGUCUCGUCUGCCACUUCGCCGCGACCGCAUUCCCAGUAUACCGGCGUACUAAGUCACAGCUCCCGCCAACCCCAGCUGACUGCGCACUCUCCGCAUCUCGGCGGCAUGCCUUCGCUGCCCUCUGUCAACCAUGGCUUUCCGCCCUACUCUCCCGUGCCCUCGGGCAUGAUGGGCCGCGAAUCAAUUGGUUCCAGCGAUUCCAUGGGCCAUCACAGCGCCAUGUCACUCUCCGGCAGCCUCGGCCCCCAGGCGCAGAAGCGAGCAUAUCGUCAACGAAGAAAAGACCCUAGCUGCGAUGCUUGCCGGGAGCGCAAGGUCAAGUGCGACGCUACCGAAACAGCCAGCUGCUCAGAGUGUUCAAGUCGCAACGUCAAAUGCCAAUUUACCAAGGAAACGAAUCGACGAAUGUCAUCCAUCAAACAGGUUCAGGACCUCGAAAAACAAAUUGAACGUGUCAAGCGCGACAACACCCAGCUGCGCCGCAUGCUCCAAGACCGGGACGUCUCCAUGGAUAUGGAGGGGGAGAAUGGCGACCAGUCGCUCUAUCAGAUGCCCGUCAUCGAGCCAGAGCAACGGCCCAAGCGACGCGGGCCGGUCAUGCCAGAACUCGGCAGAGCUAGGUCGAACCUCCGUGGCGCGGCUAAAGGCGUGUGGAAGCCUCCUCAGAUGCACCGCUACCUGUCGAAUCCGCCCACCGAGGCUGCCAUCCCCGAGCUUCCGCCAAGGGCCCUGGCAGACCAGCUUCUGCACACCUACUACAACUCGCUUCACACCAUGUUUCCCAUCGUUCACCUGCCCACCUUUCGCGCAAUGGUGGAUGACUUGUACCGAAACCCCCGCGGAGCGGCUCCCGCUGGCUGGCUUUCUAUGUUCUUCGCCGUUCUGGCCGCUGGCACUCUAUUCAGUCUCGAACCCCCGACCACAAACACACGCGUAGCUGCGCUGCUUGAUACUGCCCGGAGUCUUAUUGAUCCUUGGAACAACAUGUUUACGCUUGAUGACGCCCGCGCAUACAUCAUCAUUGCCAUCUGCUUGGAUGAGAUGAACCUGAAAUCGGCGGCCUGGAAUUGGCUGGGGAAUGCCAUUCGCGUCGGCCAGGACCUCUGCCUUUACACCGACACCGAGAAUUUUCCCAUAAUUGAAGGCGAAAUGCGCUGUCGAACCUGGUGGGCGAUGUAUGUCCUGGACAGGACGCUUGCAACUGAGCUUGGCCAUCCAUGCCUGAUCAACGAUGCCGACUGUGAUGCCCGUCUGCCGGCUGCUGUCGAUGAUCACUAUGUGCGCGACAACGGGAUGCAUGUGCCGAACGGUGCUGAGCCACUGACUCACUCACUCCUGGCAAUCAUUCAUGUCGUACGCUCGUACACGUCCGUUCUAAAGGCCAUUGACAGUCCCAAGGUUCCGUCGGCGCAUCUGUCCGCAUUCGAUAGCCACUUUCGCAAGUGUCUGAACACAUUCCCGCCGGCCUGCGAUCCAUCGAGCACCGUUGCUUUGGCCCCGCACUUUCUCCCACCUCUGGCCUAUUUACUUCAUAUUCGACUCGUGUUGCACCGGCACAACCUCGCCCCUAGCUGUAGUACAGAGUCGCGAUUCGCUGCCGUCGAGAGCUGCACGCACAUCGCCAUGGAGACUGCCUCUCUCAUCGCGCGAACCAACGCCCCUGCAGAAGGGGCAACCGCGCUGCUGGCAACGCAUCUGUUUCGCUGCACCUUGUUUUUGCUGCUAGGCGGACAUUUCGACCAAGCUAUCACCUGCACACGGGCACUAGGCUCCAUCGAAGGACUCCGUGAUGUGGUGACACCUUGUGGGCGGUAUCUCGCCUUCUUCGCUAACAUUCUUGCUUCCAAACGCGCGGAACACGCCGGCCACAUUGCUCGCACUACGGGGUCGACCUCGAUACCCCAGUCACGCAUCCAGGCCGACAACUCUUCGCUCUUGCUAUCACUUACCAGAGACGAGGAGCUGCUCGUCUACGUUUCUGCAGACACCCAAGCUGCGCCGUCACGGACCUGGGUUUGGACAAUGGUGGAGCGAUCGGAGCCUGGGGCAACGAGCUCACCAAAGGCGCCAGGAGCUCCGCCAGGCUCAAUCUUCCAGACCGAGCAACGCACGGGCCUGACCGCGUCUGAACUGCGCGAAUGGGGCGGUUGGCCGCACCUCGAAUCCGCCAUCAGAUCGCUCACUUCACACAAUGCAGGAUGGACCCCGGUACCGGCGCCGAAGAUCAAGAGCGAGUCUCCAAGAUCCGGUGGACUGGAAGCUCCCAAGCACUCGGAACCGCCUCGAUUUACGUCAGAGCCAAACUAUGGCCGCGGCGCCGACACCAGCCCGCCCCCGAAUACGCAGAAGAGGGGUAACGACCGUCUGAGCAUUGCCAACAUUAUCUAA
This is a messenger RNA of Cordyceps fumosorosea ARSEF 2679, 2460 nucleotides long. RefSeq names its product Transcription factor. The transcript has a single exon. The record is from RefSeq and is a predicted model, not a curated record. Gene Ontology annotation, molecular function: zinc ion binding; DNA binding; DNA-binding transcription factor activity, RNA polymerase II-specific. Gene Ontology annotation, biological process: DNA-templated transcription; regulation of DNA-templated transcription. Bases 1 to 2460 code for a protein of 819 amino acids. NCBI's taxonomy places the organism in Eukaryota, Fungi, Ascomycota, Sordariomycetes, Hypocreales, Cordycipitaceae.